AAUCUUAAUAAUAUAGCCCCUUUUUUUACAUUCUCUCAAACCCUAAUCCCCAAUUUCACUUGCCACCAAAUCCUCCAGUAUUCUUGCUGCUGCCGGUUUUCAUCCUCCUGUUUCAAAUCCGGCUACUUGGAAGCUUUAAGAUUUUUCGCCAAAAAGAGUGAAUUUUGAGAAGGAUGGAGAUAUCUGAUGAAGUCUUUUCCGAGCCUGAGCCUAAGCAACUGUUUGAUGGCCCUCUCAUUUCCUAUGUUGAACCUGAGGAUCUGUUUGGUCCCCCUUUUGAUCCUGAAGACCUCUUCGUUUACGUUCCUCCGGACCAAAUGGUAAAUCAUGAUUAUAUAAUUCAUUCUGUUUACUGGUGAAAUUAACAUUUAGUGCUGGAGUCUAUAUCAAUUUAAUCUAUUUCCUCUGACUUUGAUUGAGAUUUUCUGUGGGACUCUCCCCCUUGGACCUUGCACUCUUUCUUUAUUUUCCCACAACCAAUAUUUUAACUUUGUACAUGAAUUCUCUUUUAAUUUUUUCCUUUUGCCUUUCGGAUUUCUCCUUAUAUAUAUUCUCUUAGCUUUUCCAUGUGAUCUGUUUGAUACACUUUAGUUGAUUAUUUUCUUAUUUACUUUUUCUUUGUUCCUCUGGCAUGAAGGUAAAAUCUGGCUCCUUUGAAUCUAGAUCCUCCGACACGGUAAAACCGAAUUCUAAGCUGUUGGACAGUUGCUACUCUGCUUUGCGAUGCAUGGAGAACCCUAAAUCUCGAGACUACGCUGACCCUUGGGAUGAGGAUCAGGCUAAGCAUUUUGGCUUUGACUUUCAAGAAGCUUUCCGUCCGUGGCUCGAGUAUCAGAUCCCUGCAUGGCGCGAGGGUAGCAUUCCCCAAUUUUGCUCCCCUUACGUGGAAGGAUGGGUUAGUUGCUGGCGGACACCGCAGACCAUUGUCGUCGUCAGCUGUCCACAAGUUCAUUCAAUUCAAUGCUCACUUGAUUGGCUGUGUCACUGGAGAGGGUGAUGACUGUGCAAAGUUGCCCAUGGAUUCCCCCCAGGAGGUAAAAAGUGGUACUGCUGCAGAUGUGGUUAGAAUACUGUCUUCUUGUAAUGUGAAGGAUUUGUUGAUUGCAGGGUGGGAUGAUACGGGUCCAAGCUUGUACCGCUUAGAUGGUGAGGGGAAACUGAUUUGGGGAGUAAUUCUUGCCUGUGGAUCUUGUUCAGAAUUUGGUUAUGGUGUUGUCGGUGCUUGGAGUUUCCCCUACAUGUCAAUCCCUGCAGCUGCACAGCUUGCCAGAGUCGGAAUUGCCACGGCUCUAGCUAAAUCUAAAUUUUAUCAUGAAGGGAAUGGCAGUGGAAGUGAUGAAAGUGGUGAUGAAGCCAAUGAAAGUGGUAAAGUUGGUGUUUAUGUGGAGGUUCACUGCAUAGGACCUGAUGGUUACCAAAAGGUCGAUGAUACUGAUGAAGAGGUUGCUGAUGGUAGCAGAGAAGCAGAGACAAGAGCCCAAAAGGCGUAACGCUGAUGAGUAGCUCAAUGAAGACUGCCUGCAGGAUUCUGUUAAUGCAAUGACCUUCGAUCUUUUGAAAUGUUGCAGACAAGGCCUGAUUAUUAGACAGUGUGAAUGGCGCUUAAAUUUUAUGCUUAAGACCAUUGGAAGAAUUUGUAAUCAGCAAUGUGUACUUUAUUUGUGAUAGUUUUCUGUCUAAAAAGGAAAACCAUGCUUGAAACUAUGCUUAAAGAAAAGGAAACUGGACGAAGACAAGAAAGAACUGCUCUUUCCAGUAAACAUCUAUAUUACUGACUAAAUCAUGACUGUAGCCUGUAGGAUUACUAGGUCAGUGCAAUCUGACCAUCUUAAUAGUAUAAUAACAGGAGUUAAAGGUAACCUGACUAGCUUCAAACUACAAUUAAUUAACAGCAGCUUUAUACCUGUCAAUGAUGCAUCAACUUUGAGAAGCUAAACACAAAGAUAACCAGAACUGGAUACCAAAACAUCUGCCAAGGAUCCAAAGAGCCAACUUUGUUGAUACUUCAGUCUCCAAAUCAUUGGUACUAGGUUUGAGAGCUACGCCUUCUCACUGAUGCAAUCUUCUGAAGCCUCAUUUGCUCUCUAAACUUUGCUAUAAACUCAUCAGCUUUCCUGUCAACCUCACUUCCUUCAAGCUCUGCAUGCUCGACAUGGUUAGGUGCAAUUUCCUUUUCAGCUGGAGUCACCUGAAGAUCUUCAGGUUCACUUUCAGACUCCGAAUCCUUCUCAGACAACAAAGUACUGUCAGCUAUGUUUUGACUUUCAUAGUUCUGAGAUGCAGAAAAGGUGGAAUUCUGCACCGGAGGUGCCUUCUCGGAGUAUGGCCUUUGCACACGAACUGGUUGGUCCUUACAGUCUCCUUCCUUUGCAUUCUUCAUCAAUAAGGGUGCUUCAAAUUCAUGGUGCUUUUCUUCAACCUUUUCAUUGAUUUUAUCAGAACAAACCUCUUCCCUUUUCAUGUUGUCAGCAGCAAACACACGAGAACGCAAUGUUCUUACAGAUAUUCCUUUUCCUAGAACCCUAGACAGUUUUGAUGGUUUGGAACCUGAGAUCAUGGAGUCACUCUUCUGUUUUCCCCUGUCCAACACAUCCUGCAUUGCACUUAAGCUUGAAUUGUUGAAGAAGUCUUUCGAAGUCCUCUGCAUAUCUAACUCGCUUGAAGAACCAAUGCUAACUCCCCGCGCCUUAGGAGCAAAUGAUUCUACAACAGUCUCAGAUGCUACAUUAGGCGGUGGAACUGUAUCUGAAAAACCAUUGAGACCCUUCUUCAACUGGCUAUCCUCUUUUGGCAAAUUUGACAGUUCUGGCAGAAGAGAACUAGUUCCAAAAGACUUGGGAUGACGGGAUGACUUUGAUCUAAAUUGCUUCAUCUCAAAAUUUCCACCAUAGUGAGGCCUGGAAUCAAAAGACUGACCAAAACUACUAACUUCUUCUCCAAAUUCCUUUCUUUCAGAUUUUGGCUGCAAGGAACUCUUAGGAGGUCCAGCAACUUCCUGAAACUUUUUCUCCAAACAAAGAGGCAUCGGACGUCUAAUUUUCUCAAGCUUACCACUCGCAAUACUGCUCAUAGAAGAACCCUUUGAAGGGUUCUCAGCCCCAUUGCUAUUAAUGAACUCACGGUUAUCAGAAUCAGCAAUUCUUGAUCUUAAGCUCCUAAUUGGCAAACCCAAAGGCUUAUGUUUGUCAACAGCACAACUGCCAUUAGCCACAACAACCAAGCUUUCACCUUGCAGAAACUGAGAAUUCCAAACUUGGCUAACAUUUUCUUUGUAAGCUUCAUAAGCAACAACAUCAUUUUCACCAUCAUUCCCAUUCCCAGUGGCUAAAGAUAGAAACUUUUUCCCACCACCAAUUAAAGGACUCCCUUUACUAGAUGACUUCCUCCCACUGCUAAAAAAAUCCCAAUUCUUCACACUCAACUUCUCAUCAGAAACACACAAUUUCUCAAACCCAUCCUCAAAGAUUGAAGGUACAUCAAAAACCCCAGAUAAACAAGCAUGAGAAGAAGCAGCAUCAACUGAACCUCUAGAUUGAAUUUCAACUUCAGCUACAACACUUUUUCUACAGAACAAGCCAUAAGACACAGCAACCCCAAUAACAAGAAGGUAAAACAGUUCCCAGAACUCUCUUAAUAUGCUCUGAGUGAUAAAGUCAGGAGCUUGGGAAGGGAAAGAGGGAACAAGAACAAGGACAACAAUGAUAAUCAGGGAUUUACACAAGAAGCUAGAACAAGAUGACUUACUACUCUGUUGCUGGUUUAAUCUGGAGUUUGGCCCAAAAUUUUGGAGAUGGGAAUCCGAGGAAGCUGCUGCCAUUGUUGAAGAAGAAAAGAAGAGUGAGAUUUAGGAGGGUUAUUAAGGUGAAGUAUACAAGAAAGGAACAUUUGGGAAACAAAAGGGGCAAAAGGUCUUAAGGGUUUGUGUCAGUCACAUUGCCAUUUGUAUGAAGGGGAAAAAGGAAGAAAUGUGUGUGUGUGUGUGUGUGUGUGUGU
Messenger RNA from Oldenlandia corymbosa var. corymbosa, 3993 nucleotides. The record is from the annotation of a GenBank genome assembly. NCBI's taxonomy places the organism in Eukaryota, Viridiplantae, Streptophyta, Magnoliopsida, Gentianales, Rubiaceae.